Messenger RNA from Nylanderia fulva, 4140 nucleotides. It is a transcript of the gene so, whose product is annotated as SIX homeobox 1 protein sine oculis. Gene Ontology annotation, cellular component: nucleus; transcription regulator complex. Gene Ontology annotation, biological process: regulation of transcription by RNA polymerase II. The record is from RefSeq and is a predicted model, not a curated record. Gene Ontology annotation, molecular function: DNA-binding transcription factor activity, RNA polymerase II-specific; RNA polymerase II cis-regulatory region sequence-specific DNA binding. NCBI's taxonomy places the organism in Eukaryota, Metazoa, Arthropoda, Insecta, Hymenoptera, Formicidae.
UGGCCACGCCUUUCGGCGAGCCGCGCCGCAAAGCGCAUGACGCGCUCGGUUCAUCUCGCCGACACGCCGCAUCGCCAGUCCCUUCUGGUGCGCGCGUGAGGUGAGUGUCUCUCUCUCGCGUGGCCGCGAGAGAGACAGAACUGCCCAUUGAUCCACCGCCUCGAGAGGAGCUGACACACACUCUCUCUCUCUCUCUCUCUCUCUUUUCGUCUCCCAGAGUGAUCUAGAAAUCGCGAUCGGCUUUGCUGGACGAGAUCAUCACUCUUGGUGCGCGAGUCCGAGUCGGUCGAACUCGGCAAACUCGAGGAGUCGACGCGCGAAACCACCCCUUUUUUGCGACCAAGCGGGCUGUGUCUUUCUUUUGUGAGGUUUCUUCAGGAGGUACGUCUUUCUAUUGUGAACCGCAGCGGGUGGAAUUUUCUGACACACCCUAAGCGAAGGCGUGGUUUCGACAGACUUUCUCGUAGAUCAGGGGAAGAUUCGAGAUUCUUGGUCGAGUUGAGAGUUCGUCGGUGCGAUCUAUCGAGAUAUGAGACCUCGAGACGAAGAAUCAUCCGUAUUAAGGAAGGUGGGAGAGAAAGAAUGCCGUUUGCACGCUGUAAAAAUGUGGUUCUACACAUAAGUCGCCGUGAUAAAUCGUCGAGUGAGCAUUCGAGAUAGUGGGGUGGCAAAUAUCCCGAAGGUGGAUGACGAAGGUUUGAUGACAUUUUCGAGAGAAGAGGCGUCGAUUGGGAUUCGAGGAGUGCGAGGGAGACGUCGUUAAGGCGCCUCUAAUAAUAGCGACGCGCUCGCGAGUGUACCAAGCGAUCUAUAAAUAGUGGUCUCUGGCCCCGUGGAAAUACGAGCCCGUGGAUUUCACGGUGCAACCUGUGUGUGCCGACAGCGAAAACGAAAGAAAGCGCGCAGAAAAUCGUCGAGACGGAAGAAACAACGCGAUAGACGAGCUUGGAUCGUUUUGCGGACUGGAGGAAUUCUCGAGGGAAACGUGUGACUAAUUAACGAAAUUGUGCGCGAAAUUGGAAAAAUAUUUUUGGAUGAAUGAUCCAGGAAUGAGUCGAUGAUCGCUUGGGAUUUAAUUAUUUGUGGAACUACUGCAAGUUGUAACGUGUCAAGCAAUAAGAAGAGGAGUUUGCGUACGAGAAAUGUUCGAAAGCAAUCAACAAAGUAAGAGUAGUUUCGCUUCUUCCUGAUUUUUAAGUGUAAUCUGUGUUGGAUCGAAGAUCGGUGAAAGAUAUAGAGAUUCUCGCCAAGAUAAGACUUGUGAAUCCAGCGCGAAUCUGCCGACCGUCGGCUGGAAGGAGUUAAUCGCUAGACUAAUAUCAGGAAGAAAUCGUUCUCCUUAAUGACGCUGAGAAGAUUUUUUUCUAUUUUUCCUCUUGACGUUCUCGUCUCAAUUGACACGUGAUUUAAAAAUAUUUUCACGCGAUUCUCGUGAUAGCAAUCGGAUCGAUUGAUCGAAGAACCAUCAAAGUGCAACGUUACAAAUCGAUGCCUCGGAAGGACAUUCGAUUAUCAAACGAAAGCUUCAGUGUUUCUUCCUUUUCGCUCCGAAUUACACGGUACAGUGCACAGGAUUAGCUUCGACAAACGACAUAACAAUUGUUUAUUAAAUAAUUUUAUCGGAGCACUAUUGAUAUACAUUCGAAUCUUAUGAAGCUACUUUCAUUAUUCCCCUACGUGGACUUGAUUUCAUCACGCGUGCUCUUCAGCCUCCACCGUUGACACAUUGAGGAUUAUCCGACCUAUCAAUACUAUAUUUAUAUUUCAAAAGAAUCGCGACUCGGAUCGGAAAGAUGUCCUCGUCCGGACGUCUCAGAUGAAUCCGCAGUGAUUCCGCGAAGGGUGGUCAUCCUCGGAGGAUGAGCGGCGAGUGAGGGUGACGUCAGAGGAGACUGACAGGUCAUCCCGAAGUGACAGAAGAACGCGAAAGAGGUCGGACGAUCGCGCGUUGUCAGCAGCACGGUGGAGAGCGGCGGUGCCACGGUGCGGAGGGUCGUCGUGGUGGACCCCGGCGAUGACGCAGCCAUGAUGGCCUACGGUGGCACCGCUGGUAACGGGGGCGCGAUGGGCCCGUCGGCCGGUGGUGCCGGCGGCGGCACGGACGUUCUCGGGACAGCCGCCGGCGAUUACAGCCCCCAGAGCACGCCAACCCCCUUGACCGGACACUCGACCACGAGCGGCACCGUGGAGAACGCCUAUACCCCCGGCACGACCGGGGCGGCCAGCUACAGCCCCCAGGACAGCCCGGCGAGCUCCGCCGGUGGCAGCGGAAACGGCCAGCUGCCGAGUUUCGGCUUCACCCAGGAGCAAGUCGCGUGCGUCUGCGAGGCGAUGGUGUCGCAUGUCCAGGUUCUCCAGCAGGCGGGUUCCGUGGAGAGGCUCAGCAGAUUCCUCUGGUCCCUGCCGGCGUGCACCAGGUUGCAUCGGCACGAGAGCGUCCUCAAGGCCAAAGCGAUCGUCGCCUUUCAUCGGGGCCAGUUUAAGGAGCUCUAUAGGAUUCUGGAGAGUCACACCUUCAGCCCGAGCAAUCAUGCGAAGCUGCAGGCCCUCUGGCUCAAGGCCCACUACAUCGAGGCUGAGAGGCUGCGUGGCAGGCCCCUCGGCGCAGUUGGAAAGUAUCGAGUGCGCCGCAAGUUUCCGCUACCGCGCACUAUCUGGGACGGCGAGGAAACGUCUUAUUGCUUCAAGGAAAAGUCCAGGAGCGUUCUGAGGGAUUGGUACGCCACCAAUCCGUAUCCGUCGCCGCGUGAAAAGCGAGAAUUGGCGGAGAGCACUGGCCUCACCACCACGCAAGUCAGCAACUGGUUCAAAAACCGGAGGCAGAGAGACCGCGCCGCCGAGCAUAGUGGGCAGAGGGAGGACAAGACUCACGGUGGGGGUCUAGGAGACUCCAGCAGCGAGAGCGGCGACGAGACGAAGCGGCAAUCCGGACAGCAGCCGCAGCAGCAGCCAUCCUCCUGCGCCGUUCAGCAGCAACAACAGCAGCAGCAGCAGCAGCAGAUGGUGGACCACCAGCAAACCUCGGGCAUGUACCAGCUUCCGCCUCCGGUCACGGUCUCCAGCCCGCAUUCGUAUCACCAGAGUCACGGCACGUCUCUCAGCCACCCGCACAUGCAGCACCAUGACACGAGCAGCGAGAGCGGCGACGACAAGAGGAACCUCCACCAUCAGCUGCAGCAUCAUAUCCAAGUCGGCGCCCACGGUCUCGUUCAUCCCACCGCUACCUUGCCACCACCACCGCCCAGUUGCGCUCAGCAGAAGAGUCAGCUGGAUUACAUGCAGUACUACAGUCCGCAGGACUAUCUAAUUGGCACGCCGACCUCUGCGGAUCUGCAAAAGUCCUUGCCGCACACGGCGACGUCGAUGCAAAUGGGCGCGAUCGCGCCUUCCAUGGGCGGGUUGAGCCCGAUGGGGCCCUCGACGAUGUUGUCGAACACCAUGCAGAGUGUCAACACCAUGAACACCAUGUCGAUGAACGGCAUGGGCAUGGGCGCUUACCAGGGUAUGGGCUCCAUGGGGAUGUCGACGUCGCACGCGAGUUACCAUAGCGGCCUCGUGCUGGGCGAGUACCAUUCCUUGUGACCUUGGGCCCCAAGCACCCAAAGCAAAAGGAGCCAGGAGAAGACUUAAUGCACAUCAGCGAGGCGCGACACUUCCGGUCGAUCAAGGUACUCUUGAAUGAUUUAUUGUGAUAUUAAUUGGAUCGUCAAUCGAUUAUUAUUCACCAAAGAAAAAUAAAGUCUUAUUAAUAUUGAAAUCUGCUUCAUUUAUAUUAGAAAAGGAUAGGAAAUUGUUUUAAAAAUUUAAUGAAAAUUAUAUUAUUAAACACACGGAACCCAGUGAGCGAUCUCAAUUUAUUAUUAACACCAUUAUUAAAUAAUGAAAGAACUUUAAGUAUAUAUAAAAUAUAUCUUUUUUAUCGCAGCAAUAAUUCCUUGACGAUCCAAUAAUGUUCAGAUAAAUAGGAGAGAAAGAUCUCUACGGAUAAAUCGUUUCGUUCUCCGUGAGCUUUUCUCGAUGAGUAUUUUCAAGCGUGUAUGAAGAGCGUCAAAAAUAGUUGUCUGUCAAAUCGUCGCAUCCGCCUCGGUGUUUAUAAACUUUUUUAAUUUCGUAAAAAAAAAAAAAAAAAAAUUUUUAUAG